This is a messenger RNA of Telopea speciosissima, 545 nucleotides long. Its product is annotated as 39S ribosomal protein L41-A, mitochondrial-like. Gene Ontology annotation, cellular component: mitochondrial large ribosomal subunit. Gene Ontology annotation, biological process: translation. The transcript has 4 exons. Bases 93 to 374 code for a protein of 93 amino acids. Gene Ontology annotation, molecular function: structural constituent of ribosome. Lineage: Eukaryota; Viridiplantae; Streptophyta; Magnoliopsida; Proteales; Proteaceae. The record is from RefSeq and is a predicted model, not a curated record.
UUGGAUAAAUUGAGCAACAGUGAGGGUUCUACGACUAGUUGGAGUAUUAAUCUGAGAAGCAAUCCAUCUCUGGGAAAUAAAAACAGCAGAAAAUGCCUCUAGGACUGAUCUUAGGGUUGGGAAGGGCAAUGCGAAGAAAGAGAACAUCUUCCCUUGAUAUUCUAUCUUCAAAACGAGCCCCGAGAGAUUACUACAAGGGGAAGAACUGCAAAUCCACUGGUUUCCAUACUCGCAAAGGUGGCUAUGUUGUGAUGAAUGAGAAAUUGCCCAACUAUGUGGUCCCUGAUUUGACUGACUUCAAGCUCAAGCCAUAUGUAUCUCAGUGCCCCAUAGAUGUGAAAACUACUGAGAACACUGAUGCUGCUGCUAAAUAAAUAAAAGAUGCUAACAGGAAGUUGACAUACUUCUCUGAUGUUUUAGCUAGAGUUGUCUCAGCUUUUUAAACUUUCUCAAAAAAAUAGGGAGAUAAUGAAUUCAGGAAGUGAAACCUGGGAAACCAUUUUGUUGUUUUGGCCUCUUAUAUCAGUUUGCUAUUUGAUGUCAAA